Triticum urartu is the source of this 1060-nucleotide messenger RNA. The record is from RefSeq and is a predicted model, not a curated record. Lineage: Eukaryota; Viridiplantae; Streptophyta; Magnoliopsida; Poales; Poaceae.
UAUUGUUACCCAACCAAAGCAUAAUUCAGUUUCCCAUCUACUCCACUAUUAUACUACUUCAGUUUACAUCUCUUCACAAAAAAUAUUAGUAUCUGCUGGCACCCAACCCAAGCAAAUUUCAUUUCCCAAUCUACUAUCUAUUGCAAACUCGGGCAACUUCCUGCACGGCGGCGCGACAGGGUCGCUGCUUGACUUGGUGGGCUCUGCUGUCUUCUACACCACUGUGGCACAAACCAGGGGCUUGCCACUAGGGAUAAACGUCUCCUACCUGGAUGCUGCAUUUUCGAAUGUAGAGAUUGAUAUCGGAGCCAAGGUGCGCGCCGUAAAAGCAGUAGGAGUGGCUACUGCGGAACUGAAGAAAAAAUCUGGCAGAAUCAUCGCUCAGGCCCGCUAUUCCAAGUAUAUUGGUGCAUCUAGUAGACUGAAGGCGACCCUGCCAUAAAUAAAAUCAAUAGAAUUAUGUAUCCCAAAGAGCAAUACUACCUGACAAAGGCACCGUGAACAUAUAAAUCUGAUUACCAAAGGCUGAAAGCAAAAACCUCUGAGGAAAUUUUGAAACAAGAUGAUCUCCAUAACUGCGAGCCUGGUGUGAGUCUCUGAUGUCGUAAGCCAUCUUUCUCAAACCGACAAUUCCUACCAUAUCUGACAUUUAAACUACCUCUGUUUUCCACUAAAAGUCUAGUUAUACCAAUCAGAAUUAUAGGUAUUCAGACUGAUACAUGAUAUGUGUAGUGUAUGAGACAACCCUCUGCUAUCCUGUCCUCCCAUUGACUUGUUCUUCAACCAGUUAUCUAGAAGAAAAUUUCAGCAGAAUUAUUGUAUGCUAAGAACAGAUCUUCCGUCUGGAAAAUUGCUAUUUGAGGCUCUUUCAAGAACCAGUUUUGCCAUGGUUAUGGUCUCAGAGAGUUUAUUAUCCUAGGUAAGAAAUAUUCUGUUUUCUACCAGCCUUUUGUUUGGCUUUUGUUGUUUAUAUAUGUUAUGAGCUCUUCUCCUUAACUAUUGAAUGAAAUCGGGGUGAAUAUUCUGCCUCCGCUCCAGAAAAUACUAAUAAAAAAUUUGU